GUAUCUCAAAUAUCAGCCUCUACUAGUUGUACAGUUCUCCCUUAUUUGUUAUCAGAGAGCCCAAUGGAGCCUUCUGAAGUACCUAGUCAGAUUAGCAAAGAUAAUUUUUUAGAAGUUCCUAAUUUAUCUGAUUCGCUUUGUGAAGAUGAAGAAGUUAAAAUUACCUUCAAACCUGGUUUCUCCCCUCAGCCAAGUAGACGAGGUUCUGAUUCUUCUGAAGACAUGUACCUGGACACCCCAACUUCAGGUACUAGAAGAGUUUCAUUUGCUGACAACUUUGGAUUCAAGCUUGUGUCUGUUAAAGAAUUUGAUUGCUGGGACUUACCAAGUGUUUCAACUAAUUUUGACUUAAGGAAGGACAUUGAGGAAUAUGUUUUAUCUCCACUAUUUGACUUGCCUUCAAAAGAAGAUCUUAUGCAACAACUUCAAGUACAGAAAGCGAUACUGGAGUCAGCUGAAUGUCUUCCUGGGUCUACAAGCAUGAAGGGUAUUAUUCGAGUUUUGAAUGUUUCUUUUGAGAAAUUAGUGUAUGUGAGAAUGUCCUUAGAUGACUGGCAGACACAUUAUGACAUUUUGGCAGAAUAUGUUCCUAAUUCUUGUGAUGGUGAAACUGACCAGUUCUCCUUUAAGAUUUCACUGGUUCCUCCUUAUCAAAAAGAUGUCAGUAAAGUUGAAUUUUGCAUACGUUAUGAAACUUCUGUGGGUACAUUUUGGUCAAACAAUAAUGGCACAAAUUAUAUAUUGGUUUGUCAAAAGAAAGAACAAAAACCGGAGCCUGUAAAACCAUGGGAAGAAGUUCCUAAUAGACAAAUAAAAGGCUGCUUAAAAGUAAAAUCAAGUAAAGAAGAAUCAUCAGCAACAUCAGAAGAGAGUGACUUUGAGAAUCCAAAGCUUACAGAUAUUUAUAUCCCAACAAUCGUUUGUUCUCAUGAGGACAAGGAAGACUUGGAAGCCAGUAAUCAAAAUGUAAAAGAUGUAAACAGGGAACAUGAUGAACAUAAUGAAAAAGAAUUAGAGUUGAUGAUAAACCAACACUUAAUAAGAACUAGAAGCACUGCUUCCAGAGAUGAAAGGAAUACAUUUUCUACAGAUCCAGUCAAUUUUCCAAGUAAAGCUGAGGGAUUAGAGAAGAAGGAAAUCCAUGGUGAAACAUGCACUGACUUGUUCCAAAGGCCUUUGUCUCCAAGUUCAUCAGCAGAAAGCUCCUUAAAGGGAGAUUUUUACUGCAACGAAAAAUAUUGUCCAGGAAAUAAGUGUAGUCUUCAACUUCCAGAGGAAAUUACUUCAGAUAUGGAAGAAAUCAAGCCAUCUUUGGGAGAUGCUAGUAGUGAUGAAUUAGUGCAAUUGCACAUUGGCACUAAAGAAGUCUUGGACAAUGAGGCUAAUCCUGCCCACAAAAGGGGCAGAGUGCACAUAUCUUGCCCCUCCUCAGAUCAGCUAAUAGCAGGCAACCUUAAUAAAAAACAAGAAGGAGGAGCUAGUAAAAUCGAAAUAAAAGACUGGGAAUGUUUAAAAAGGGAUUUCCAUUCAGAUGUGUCUGCAUAUCUUGAAGAACCAACAGAAAAAGUAUCUUCCAAGGAAGAUUAUGGCAAUGGUAAAGAUGAUGAGGGACAAAGAAAACAUUUAGGUGUUAAUGAAAAACAAAGCAAAAUUUGCCAAUCAACCUCACAUGACCAAGAAAGGAAGAUGGGCCACCCUGAAGUAAGUGUGGAAGGAAUUGGAACUAGUAACAGAGACCUAACUGCUCUGCUGAGCAAAGAUACCUCCAUUCCCGCCUGGGCAAUCACAGCAGAUACGUCUCAUUCACCAAGGACAAAUUUAAGUGGGGAAGAAGCUGUAUUCACCCCAGAGCAUGAUCACUUGACUAGCAAAGGCAUACCUUUAGGAGGAAUAACUAGUCAAGUUUUUUCACCAAGAAAUGGAAAUGUUUUGAAGAAUGAUUAUCUUUUCCAAGCUGAAGAAGAAAAAUCAGGUUGGAUUAAUCCUGAAGACCAGGAUAAAAACACACAGCAUAAACAAAGUUGGAAUGUUCCAGAAAGUCAGGGGAAAACAAGAGAGAAUAAGACAAAUAAACCAGAGCAGAUCAAAGAACAAGCAGAUUGUGAAGACCUGUGGGAAAAAAGAGAUAAUACGAGGAGUUUGAAAGCUACUUCUACAGAAGAAUUGUUUACCUGCCAAGAAACAGUGUGCUGUGAACUGUCUUCUCUAGCUGAUGAUGGUAUUGCUGAGAAAGCAGAAGCAGGUACAGCUUAUAUAAUUAAGACAACAUCAGAAAGUACUCCAGAAAGCAUGUCUGCUAGAGGAAAAGCAAUAAUUGCUAAGCUCCCCCAAGAGACAGCACGAAGUGACAGGCCCAUCGAGGUAAAGGAAACAGCGUUUGAUCCACAUGAAGGGAGAAAUGAUGCUUCACAUUAUACCCUUUGUCAACGAGAUACAGCCGGUGUAAUCUAUGACAAUGAUUUUGAAAAGGAAUCACGUUCAGGUAUUUGUAAUGUACAUGUAGAGGAAAUAGAGAAGAAAGAAACCAUGUCUAUGUACAGUUCUGGGAAGACAGAUGACAGGGAGAAACAUGGCAUUGGAAAUAGAACAUCUGUAGAGGAGUUCUCACAGAUCAUUACAAAAAAUCACGAAGCAACUUCACAACCAGAUUUGCAUUUGGGGAUGUUACCAACAGACAAAAAAAUGUUUACAGAAAACAGAGAUCAUGGGCAGGUCCAAGAAUUAUCGACGGAAAUGGACUUAGAUGCCGUUGUUCAUCCUGCUUUUAAUUCAGACGCUAAUCGAGUUUCUCAGAGUGGCUGUCACAUUCCCACACACCAUCCCAAAGUGACAGGGCCAUCUUACAAACAGCCGAUUUCUGUAGGGAAUACAGUUACUAUGAUGACUUUCCAAUCUAUUUCUACUAAAUCUGAAAAUGAUUGUGACCCAACAAGAGAAGUCCAGGGUACUGAGAAGCACCCUUAUCCUGGGUCUAAACCUGAAGAAGUUUCCAAAAGUUCAGUAGUGACAUCAGGUAGUAGAAAACAAAGAUACAUAGGCCAAAUUUUCCAAUCAGGGGAAAGCAGUGUGGAAAAAUCUCUGGGGCCAACGAUUUUAAUCAGUGAACCUCUUGAGAACAUAGAAGAAGCAAGGCAUGAAAAUGAAGGAUUAAUAAACUCUGGACAAUCACUAUGCUUUUCAAGUGAAAAGGAAUCUGAGAGCUCUGCUUCUGCUAGUCUUCCUGUCCAGGAAAGUCAAGUUCAAAGCAAUGAAUCUUUGUUUUCAAAAUAUACCAAUUCUAAAAUACCGUAUUUCCUCUUGUUUCUGAUAUUUCUUGUAACUAUCUAUCACUAUGACUUAAUGAUUGGUCUGGCAUUCUACCUUUUUUCAUUGUACUGGCUGUCCUGGGAAGGGGGUAGAGGAAAAGAGUCUGUUAAAAAGAAGUAACCUCAGCACUAUUAUUAUUCUCUCUUAAAAGAUAAGCUAUUUAGCCCCCAACAUUUGGAUUGGUGAAAGAGACUAUUCAUUGUUCAAAGAUCCAGCAGUUUUUCUCUUGAAGGAUCAUUUAAAAAGGAAUGCGUAUGAAGUUUGCUCCUUCAUAUAAGUAAUUAUUCUAUAUAGGACCAUUAUGUUUGGAUCAUUAAAUACCUAUAUGAAUAUGAGAUCUGAAGCACGUCAAGUUGAAAUUAGGUACAGCUGUUGCUCCUUAGCAGGUUAUGAAGUUGCAAUGCUUCAUGUCUCUUCACUAUUUAAAGUGCUAUUUCUUACAUUCAUUUCUUUUGCAGUAAAGCUUCAUUUUUUUUUCCUUGAGAGUAUAUUUCCCCUUACGGUUUUUAAAACAGAUAAAACAUGGACAAUAGUAGAGGACUUUUUUGUUUGUUUAGUAUUAACCAUGUAAUUUGCACUUAUCAGCACAUAUUGAUAAAUCAAAUAUUUCAACUUCUAUUUCAUAUUUUUAAGAAACUAUCUAUGUAUAUUGAAAUGAGAAAACUUAAAAAAAAAAACACACAUUCUGUUUUCUUUAUACGUGCACCUUAUGCCUUAUUGAUACCUACAAAGUCAGGGCAUUCAUAAGCCAAACCUGACAAAGACUGAAACCAUUGGGAUAUUAUCUUUCAAGUCUACAAAAUUUGUCAGUGGCUUGCCUUUAAGCAAGGUUUUUCUCUUGUAAAAGGAGACUAUAACACAGCUGAACUAUUUCAAUGUCAACUAUUCAGAGUUGAAAAUGUAAAUUAAAAGUUCCACAAGCAUUGCUUCAGAAUAAAUUUGUACCUAUAAAGAAUAAGGCAUUAAAUGAUAAUAAUAAAAAUAUUCCAAAUGGACUAUGUGUUCUUCCUGGUAGUACUUUUGUCUUCAAAGUUUCAAUCUUUUCUCAUUGUAAAACAAUGAAUUAUUCCCUAAGGUGCAUUUAAAAACUAAACAAUUAGUCUUUGAUGAUAUUUAUUAUAGGAUUAUUAUAUUAUGUUGUUAGAUGAUAACAGAAAAUUUUAAGUAGGCAAAUAGGUAUAUGUGGAAAUCUACUGAAGAAGAAAUGAAUAUCUAGUAUAACGGUGACUUUGGCUGCUGUUAUUACCUAUAGCCAAAUGUGUGAAAUAAUGAAACUAUUCAUUUUAGUCUAGAAGGAGUAAUGCAAGAUUCAUAUACAAUUUAUUUCAACAACUAUUUAUUGAAUGACUUCUAGCUACAAAACUGUGCUCUGUUCUAUGGCAGAGCACAUGCUUUGAUAUGCUGCAUAGCUAGUCUAGGCAUUGGUUUGCAGUGUGUUACUUUUGACUUGGCUGGGAUUGUGAAGGAAAGUCACUCAGAGGGAGACUAUUUGGAUGAUUCCUUUUUCAUAGGAACUUCUUUAAUAAGACAUGUAACACUUAUCUAUAGAGAGAAAAAGUAAUCAGUUUAUUUACCUGUAAAGGUAAAUUCAAUGAGAAAAACUUAACAUAUAUCACCCCAUACAUCUAAAAAAUAUGCGUAUAUGGAAAGACAAAAUAAGGAUGAAACAUUUAUAUUGACUUUCAUCCAGUAGUAAAUGAUUUCCUUAAUUUUCAUUAGGUACACAACUGCUUCCAAAUCCCCUAAUUGCAUGCUACCCUCAAGUCCCAUUGAAAAUGAAUGCUUGACUUCAACUUUUUAGUUGACCAAAUACAAACAUCCUGAAGUAGAACUCAGGGCAAAUAUUUGAUUAUUUGAGAAGGCACAUUUUCAUUAAGUGGGAGUGCAAUACUGUAAGUAGUACCUAGAAAUUAUCUCUAAAAUUGCUAUCCUGAUAAUUUUAUUGACAGGUCUAAAUUACCAUGGAGUUAAAGUUAGCAUUUCCUCUGUUCUUAAAUGGCUUGGUUUUUGAAUUCUACCUUUAAGAGUUUUAGUCAAUAUGCCAUAUCACGUUAAUGCAAAGAACGCUACAUUCAUAACUUUAUGAACACAGGUGCCUAAACUGGAAUUAUUCCCUUAAAAUAACAACAUAACUGCUUUUAUCUCUUUUAUUUGACUUUUGGUAACAUUAACUUACCAAACCUUUUCAUACACAUUUAUAAUAUGACAAUAGAAAUUUCAAUAGAUUUAAAAUAUUUAAUUGUGUAUUUCUCUGUAUGCAAUGAAGAAAUAAUUAAUGAUUCAACUGCUUUUCCAAACAUUACUUAUGGAGAACUUCAAGUCGUACAAACUUGUGAAACUAUUGCUAUGUGAAGAGGGUGAUUUUUGCAAUGUGUUUUGAUCAUAUCACUAUGUCAAGCAAGAAAAGUAGAUUUCAAGAAGAACUGUUAGCCCCUGGUUAAUACAGCUUUGGCUGUGAAUCAUCAUGACAAGGGUAAUCUUCAUAAGCACAGCUGCCUGCAUUGUGUCUGUCCAAGUAUUGUUUAAGGGUGAAAUGACAGUGUGGCGGGAGAGCGUGCAAAGAGAGGUGCAUUGCACAUCUGCUUCAUAUAUUGGGUAAGAAAUGUGAUAUAACUAUCACUUUUUAUCUUGCUGGGCUUCUGACCAUUAGAAAUGAAAUUCUAAAAAUUAAUUUUCAAGUCAAGCAAGUAUAGGUAGUAAAAACAAUUUUCUUAAAAAAUCACAUUUGUAUAAACCAUCAAUAUCGCAAUAGGUUUCUCAAUGUAUGAGGAAAUGAGUCCAUGAGAUGACACUCACCCUUCAACAUUAAAGAACACUGGGUUAAUACAGCUAUGUUUGCCUGCUUAGCUCUAAUAUUUUGGCAGCAAAUUAUUUCAAAGAAUAUCUCUUUGUUAAAGAAACAGGAUCAUGUUUUAUUUGUCAUCUUAAACCAGUCUGCUGGCUAAGUAGAAAACUUAAAAAUAUCCAUAUCAAAUUUGGAGAAAUAAUAAGGUAUUUUCUUUUUCCUAAAUAGCAUUCAUAGUGCUUUCUUACUAAUAUUUUUUCCAGCCAUGGAUAUUAUUUCAAAUUGCCAGGCCUGUUGUCUUCUUUAUUAGGCUCACUUUGCAUACAAAUGAACUAAAAAAGCAAACAAAGCAAAACAGUAAAAAACUAGCAGGAGAACCAGUGAGGAUGCAGGCAGGUCCAUCUACCGAUUUCUGUUAUCAUGAUCCCUGACCUUUCUUUCAAAUUUGUACUCAGUGAAUAUAAAAUUGAACCACACAAUAGGAUUUUCUUUUGUUAUUUGAAUUUUGCCUUAGCCAGUUCUUAUGGAACUGAGGAAUAGGAUCGACUUUGAUUCUGCAAAAAGGUAUGACAGAAAUCUGACAGGACAAGCUCUUCAGGCAUCUCCACAAUUGUACACCCACAUGAAAAAACAGUUACAAAGGUUACUUUUAUUUAUCUUAUUAAAUUCAUUUGUUUAUCUUUUUCUGGUUUCAGAAAUAAUUUAUAAUAAAUAUCAUGGCAACAUAAUUUACUUUUCAUCCUUUAAAAACAGAUUUUUGUCAUUAAUCCAAUGUUUCUAUUACUUAACCAAAACCUCUUUAAAUAGCAGAUUAAAUUUUCGCUAGAUUUGAAUGAUCAGAUGUUUACAAUAAACGCCUUUAUUGUAGUGUGCUAAAAUAUUAUUAUUAAACAAACAACUCUUUGAAAAGUAUAGCAUUUUUAUUUUGUGUCAUUUCUAUAUACAUUAAAUGCGUACAUAUUACCUCCUUUUUCAAAUAUGAAACAAUUCAUUAUGAGAAAAUUUAAUGAAAAAAUACCCUAAGUCUUUUCUUAAUAUAUCUAAUUCCUUAUAGUAAUGAUAAUAAAGUAAAGAGAGGCACAGGUAAAUCUAUAGUAGGUUACAGAGAAAUUAUUUUUAUUUGGCUGUGAUGUCUCCAACAUCUGAUUUUGCAGCAGUUAUCAAUGCCUAAUUAAAUUACUGGUCUUGGUUAGAAUUUGUGCAUCUUCCUUCUUAUCAUGCCACCACCCAGCCUUAUCUCCCACUGUUCCCUGCCUCAAGCCUUCUGUCAGUAGAACAAAUCUCACUCUCCCUAGAACAUGCCAUGCUUGUCUGUUCCUCCAUGAUUUUGCUUAUGUAUGCCCCUUUACCUAGAGGAUAUUUUCAGUAUCAUCUCUAUUUCUCUCUUCCUAUCCAACUCUGCACGUUUUGCUAUGUAAAGUUGAUGUCUGCAUCAUUUUGAAGUAUGCUAUUUCCUUCUGUGGGAUCAUAACCAUUUUUAUCUCUCUUGUGACACUAACCUUCUUGCAUUUACUGGCCAUUUGACUAAUUAUCCUAACUGGACUAUCUGCUUGUUCAGGACAGGGCCAUAAGGGCUUUCUCUUCCAUCCUAUCACCCUGCAAUUUCUAGUUUGUAGGAAUCCUCAUUCAAUACUUAUAGACAGAAUUGAAUUGUAUUAUUGUUUAUUGUCCUUGAAAUGUGGACAAGGUUAUCUGAGGUCUGAAUUAAACAUGAAUAAAUUUGAACAAACUGAAA
Molecule: messenger RNA, 7826 nt
Organism: Microcebus murinus (gray mouse lemur)
Lineage: Eukaryota; Metazoa; Chordata; Mammalia; Primates; Cheirogaleidae
Gene: PPP1R3A
Product: protein phosphatase 1 regulatory subunit 3A
Biological process (GO): regulation of glycogen biosynthetic process
Cellular component (GO): protein phosphatase type 1 complex
Molecular function (GO): protein phosphatase 1 binding; glycogen binding
Source: RefSeq, a predicted model, not a curated record